Molecule: messenger RNA, 2858 nt
Organism: Spirometra erinaceieuropaei
Lineage: Eukaryota; Metazoa; Platyhelminthes; Cestoda; Diphyllobothriidea; Diphyllobothriidae
Source: the annotation of a GenBank genome assembly
AUGGAUGGUCGGAUGAAACACUGCGCCGGCAUCGUCGAGACGAGGCUCUGCCUGGACCAUCGCAAGAGGCCACCAGGUAAGUUCCCCCUCAGGUAAGUGCAUUUGCACUGUUUCUUCCUUUUGUCUGCUGAAGUUCCGUGUCGUAUGCUGCUCUUGCUGCCUGCCCUCUGUACGCUAGUCUGUCUGUUAAUAGCUAAACGACACCCCCGAUGCCUGCUGCGAUUGUCUGUCCGUCAGUCUAUGCCACUCUCUACUAAUAGCUAGGUGUUACGGUGCUUGACUUUGUGUGGUGCCCUCACUUUGUCUCUGACUGAUGACUGUGUCCGCCUGUCCACUCUAGUUCUAAGUCCCAUAGCGUUAGGUAGUGUGUAUGCUCUCUCCUACUUCACUCCAUCACAUCACCUCACCACCAAGGUCCCAGGCUAAUUCGGGUCGUUCUCUCACUAACAAAAAGUCGUGGCCCAUAGUGGAGUCCGUCUGGGAUAACCGGGCAGCCCUGUUCAGGGAUGCGUUGCCUGCCCCCGCAAGGGGGAGGGGGCUAGAAAAGAUGCCCUAAAGAUCGCUGGGAACCACGCUGUCGGUAGGCUGGCCGUGGCCGCAGACAAAAAACACACGGUCGAAACAGCCAAAAUCGAAACAACAACAACAACAACAACAACAACAACAACAACAACAACAACAACAACAACAACAACAAUCACUCUCUUCCUCUUCCAGCCUAUUCUUCUUCUUCUCCUACUCCUACUUUUCGUCACCGCAGUCGCCAGACUGGCAGGGUGAGCCCGCUCACUCUGGCAGCCUGGAAUGUUCGUCCCCUUUUAGACAAUCCGAGGAGCAACCGACCGGAACGGAGGACGGCGCUAGUGGCACGAGAACUGGCGCGCUACAAGGUGGACGUCGCCGCACUCAGCGAGACCCGAUUCUCCGAACAAGGCCAACUGGAGGAGGUGGGUGCCGGCUAAACCUUCUUCUGGAGUGGUCGACCCAGGGCAGAGCGACGUGACGCGGGUGUCGCCUUUGCCAUCCGGACUGACAUCGUGGGACGACUGCCCUGUCUGCCGCAGGGAAUCAACGAUCGCCUGAUGAGCCUCCGCCUGCCUCUCCGGCGAGGAGGCAAAUUCGCCACCAUCAUCAGCGCCUACGCUCCGACCAUGACCAACCCCGACGCCGUCAGAGACAAAUUCUAUGAGGACCUGCACGCCCUCUUGGCGACUGUGUCGAAGGCGGACAAGUUAAUUGUCCUUGGUGACUUCAACGCCCGCGUCGGCACAGACCAUACUGCCUGGAGAGGAGUGCUGGGCCCCCACGGUCUCCGCGGCUCCAACGACAACGGCCUGCUUCUCCUCCGCACCUGCGCAGAACACCGCCUCAUCCUGACGAACACGUUCUUCUGUCUGCCGGAGCGAGAGAAGGCCACCUGGAUGCAUCCUCGGUCGCGCCAGUGGCACCUGCUGGACUAUGUCCUCGUCCGGAGGCGAGAUCAGCGGGACGUGCUGGUGACGAAGGCGAUCGCGGGUGCUGACGGGUGGACCGACCAUCGCCUCGUCAUCUCGAAGAUGCGUAUUCGCCUACAGCCUCGCAGGAGACCACAAGGUAAGCGACCCCCAAGUAAGCUGAAUGUCGCUUUGUUGUCUUUGCCUGCUCACCGUCUCCAUUUCAGCAAUGAGCUAGCUCAACGGCUAGACAACCUUCCUAUCGCUGCCGCCGCCGACGACGCCGCUGCCGAGAACGCCUCCGUGGAGAACCGCUGAUGUCAACUGCGAGACACGGUCCAGUCGACGGCGCUCACCGUCCUCGGUCGCGCUCCCCGCCAACACCAGGACUGGUUCGACGACAACGACGCCGCCAUCAGAAAUCUGCUUGCCGAGAAGAACCGCCUACACAAAGCCUACGUCGAUCACCCUACUGAUGCCACCAAAGCUGCUUUCUACCGCAGUCGCCGCCACCUCCAGCAGAGACUGCGCGAGAUGCAGGACGCCUGGACUGCUCGCAAAGCUGAGGAGAUCCAAGGCUACGCGGACCGCAACGAAUGGAAGAACUUCUUCUCUGCGAUCAAAGCUGUCUACGGUCCGCCGACAAAGGGCACUGCUCCUCUCCUCAGCGCCGACGGCAGUACUCUCCUGACUGAGAAGACGCAAAUCUUUCAGCGAUGGGCCGAGCAUUUCCGAGGCGUCCUCAACCGCCUACCCGCCAUCUCCGACGCCGCCAUCCCGCGUUUGCCGCCAGUCGAGACCAACGCGGACCUAGACCUCCCGCCAUCUCUCCAGGAAACCAUCAGAGCCGUGCAGCAGCUCUCCAGCGGGAAAGCACCCGGAUCGGACGCAAUCCCUGCUGAGGUCUACAAACACGGAGGUCCCCAACCCAUGGAUCACCUGACUGCGCUCUUCCAGGAGAUGUGGCGUCAAGGUGAAGUCCCGCAAGAUUUCAAGGACGCAACAAUCUUGCACCUAUACAAGCGAAAAGGGAAUCGCCAAGUCUGCGAAAAUCACCGUGGCAUCUCCUUGCUGAACAUCGCCGGGAAGAUCUUCGCUCGCAUCCUUCUCAACCGCCUCAAUAACCACCUGGAACAGGGCCUUCUGCCGGAAAGCCAGUGCGGCUUCCGUCGUCAUCGUGGGACCACGGAUAUGAUCUUCGCCGCCCGUCAACUUCAGGAGAAGUGUCAGGAGACGCGGACCCACCUGUACUCUACCUUCGUGGACCUGACGAAAGCCUUCGACACGGUGAAUCGUGAAGGACUGUGGAAGAUCAUGCAGAAAUUCGUCUGUCCGGAGCGAUUCACUCAGGUGGUGCGUCAGCUGCACGACGGUAUGAUGGUGCGAGUCACAGAAAACGAGCUGUCUCAGAGGCAUUCGCAGUGA